Molecule: messenger RNA, 663 nt
Organism: Clunio marinus
Lineage: Eukaryota; Metazoa; Arthropoda; Insecta; Diptera; Chironomidae
Source: the annotation of a GenBank genome assembly
AUGAAAUUUCCUGUUUGUGAAAAGCCCAUAAAUAUAUUUUUCUUUCUCCCUGGAGACAUCUUUAAGAGACACGAGUCUGAAAGUCGUGCAAUUUUGCCACAACUAAAUAAAGAGUAUGACAAACAAAUAAAAAGAGUUAAUAAAGACAUCAUCAAUGUUAGAGUGGGUGUAAUAAAUCCAAUAACUUAUCGAGCAUUACGACCUACAAACACUUCAAUAGCUGCUUUUAUGUUGACGAUGUUACUUGUUAGCUGGUUAGUGUUGAUGUCCUUAAGUAGCUAAUUUUUAUCAUUUAAAAAUGAUUAUGAUGAUAGAUUACUAUAGUAGCAUAAAAUUGAUGUUUUUGAAUAUUUUUAAAUUAAAGAUAACUGACGAAGAUUUUUUUUAGUUUUAAAAAUCUCGAUUUAUUGCCUAUUAGAGAGUAUGCUUCUACAUAUCAUAUUAUGGGAAUAUCAGGUAUUAAUCUAGCGAUUUUAAACCUAUCUGAUCAGUGACAAAAUCUGAUGUAUUAGUGAAUGAUGUGACUUGCGAAAAUGAUGUAAUGCAAUGUAAGGAAAAUUCUGAAAAACCUUACUACUACUUGCAUACUAAAAAUUAACAUUAAACAAACUUAAACCUAAUUCUAAACCUAAACUAAGCUAAAAAAAAACCAAUUAAAAUAUA